Messenger RNA from Helicoverpa zea (corn earworm), 4685 nucleotides. Its product is annotated as semaphorin-2A-like. Gene Ontology annotation, molecular function: semaphorin receptor binding; chemorepellent activity. Gene Ontology annotation, biological process: axon guidance; negative chemotaxis; positive regulation of cell migration. NCBI's taxonomy places the organism in Eukaryota, Metazoa, Arthropoda, Insecta, Lepidoptera, Noctuidae. The coding region runs from base 495 to 2645 and encodes 716 amino acids. The record is from RefSeq and is a predicted model, not a curated record. The transcript has 14 exons.
GGCUCGGCUGUUGUCUCGCGCGUGCCGGUUCCAGCCGGGCCGGUCCGUGUUGGCCGCGCGAAACAUUUUCAGUUCUCGUCGCUGCGAUGCCGGUGGCGCACGUUACGCCUGUCGCCCGCCGACGACGCUGCGUUACCACGAUCGUGGCGUACUUCUUUACCAACUAAUAAAUCAACUGAACCGAACGAAGUAAACCCUCACGAACAGAUUAUAACUCGAUAUGAGAUAACAGGCUCGCGGCACGACUGCGGUGAUUAAUCACAGAAGUCCGUUCAACUCGAAUGAUCUUAACGGAAGCAUAAUCUCUCUGAUUUUGGUUUAGGUGCGCGUAAUGUAAACAGAUAAACAUUGUUGAAGUUUUCCGGAAUCAUUUGUUGACUCGAGGAUUAUAAUAGUCAUAGGUGCAUUGUAUGGACUGAUCAGGGAUUAUGUUGGAGAGUAAGGUGUAGCAGUGAGUGCGGGUUGGAUGUGCGCUGGGUAGGACUGCGGGCACGAUGGGUGCUGGUAGACAAUGGACAGCUGGGGUGUUGUGUGCGGUGCUGGCGUCCGUGCUGGCCGACUCCUGGACGGCGUACCAGGAGCAGCCGUGCUGUCGGCCCGUGUCGCACCACCGCGUCAGGCACCACAGAGAUCAUAUAAGAGAAUUCUCAUGCGGCAGUCUCUUCUACCGUACUUUGUAUUUGAAUGAGGAGAGAAACACACUUUACGUUGGUGCUAUGGAUCGUGUAUUCAGAUUAAAUAUGACUGAUAUUAGUCAAUCGCAUUGUGAGCGGGAUGCACUGUUAUUGGAAGCAAGUAACGUGGCCAGGUGUGUCAGUAAGGGCAAGUCGGAGCCCUUCGAGUGCAGGAAUCAUAUCAGGGUGCUGCAACCUUUGGGAGACGGCGAGAGGUUAUACGUGUGCGGAACCAAUGCGCAUAGUCCGAAGGAUUGGGUGGUGUAUCUGAAUCUCACCCACUUGCCGCGGCAUGAGUACGUGCCGGGCGUAGGGCUAGGGGUGGCGAAGUGUCCUUACGACCCGGCAGACAACAGCACAGCCGUGUGGGUGACGGAUGGCAACCCUGGAGGCCUUCCCACACUUUACGCGGGAACUAACGCAGAGUUCACGAAAGCAGACCCAGUUAUAUUCAGAAACGACCUGUACGACUUCCGAACGGGACAGAAGAAGUUUAACUUCAAGAGGACGUUGAAAUAUGAUUCCAAGUGGCUUGACAAAACUAAUUUCGUGGGCUCUUUCGAUGUCGGAGAGUACGUUCUAUUCUUCUUCCGAGAAACUGCUGUGGAGUUUAUGAACUGCGGAAAAGCGGUCUACUCGAGAGUGGCGAGAGUCUGUAAACACGAUACCGGUGGAAAACAUAUAUUAAGCCAAAACUGGGCCACAUAUUUGAAAGCGAGGCUCAAUUGUAGUAUACCCGGAGAGUUUCCAUUCUAUUUUGAUGAAAUCCAGAGCGUGUAUCAAAUGCCGGGCGACACGACGAGGUUCUACGCGGCGUUCACGACGGGAGCGAGCGACGGACUGGUCGGCUCAGCUAUUUGCACUUACUCCAUGGACGACAUACAAGAGGCAUUCGCCGGACGAUUCAAGGAACAGGCGUCAUCCAGUUCAGCGUGGUUACCGGUGCUAAGAGCUCGCGUGCCCGUGCCACGACCAGGCACUUGCGUCAAUAAUACCGAGGCUCUUCCAGACAACGUGCUUAACUUCAUCAGGUCUCAUCCCCUGAUGGAUUCCGCGGUGCGACACGAGGGCGACGCUCCAGCUUUCUACAAACGGGACCUGGUGCUGACCACCAUUGUGGUCGACAGACAGUUUGUCGACAUGCUGGGGGAUGACAUCACUUACACCGUGUUCUACGCUGGCACCAGCGCAGGCGAAGUAUACAAGAUAGUCCAGUGGGCGGGUGGCGGGGGCGGUGGAUCACGCGUGGCUGACGUGUGGCGCGCCGCGGGGGACGAGCCGGUGCGGGCGCUGGCACUGUCCCGGCGCCUGCAUGCGUUGUACCUCGCUACUGAUAACCGACUGCGACAGCUGCCGCUGAGGGCAUGCGCUCACCGCUACGACAGUUGUGUGCGCUGCGUGCUGGAUCCUUACUGCGGUUGGGACAAAGAAGUGGGGGCGUGUCGUCCAUACACUCCUGGGUUGCUGCAUGAUGCGACCAACUCAACCCCCUCAAUAUGUGAAGCCAGUGCGCCUCUAAAAACCGUGAGAGCAGGGUACGGGCAGAGCGUCCAUUUGGCAGCUUACGGAAAGACUCCUGAAGCGCUAAAGGACCAGCACGUGAUUUGGUAUCAUCAUUCAAGAGAGAAAGGACGGUACAAAAUUAGUUAUAAUUGGGAGCGAGUUCUGCAAACAUCAGAACGAGGUCUGGUGUUACUGUCGGUAACCGAAUCAGACAGAGGACGGUACGAAUGUUAUUUCGGACCAACAUUGAUUGCGUCUUACAAUUUGGACAUCGAUAUUCACAGAUGUACGCAGCCGAGUAAGUCGCAGGAAUACAAGCAAGUGUAUUCGGACUGGUGCCACGAGUUCGAGAAAUAUAAGAGCGCGAUGAAGGCCUGGGAAUCGAGGCAAAUGCAGUGCUCCAAAAGCCUGAAUGCAUCGAGCCAGCAAAACAGUAUGUCCAACGAGAUCGUGGCCUCGCUGCGGUGAUAGGGCACAGCUCGCUAGUGAUUAAUGAACGAUUACACACACCGAGCCACGCUAACGUAAACUAGCCGAUAUUUUGCAGACGCCACCCUCAUGCCCCUUACUACGAUCACAUCCUCGCAAACAAAUUUAUUAUUUUAUGGAACGAUUUCAAGUUAAGGAUAAAAAUUAUGUAUCUACCUUAAACACAAAAUCCAGAACUGUAGCUAUGUGCAAAAUAAUUUGGUGAAAAUAUAGAGGCAAUACUCAUUACAUUUACUUAGGUUUUGACUCGUCAGCAAACUAAGUAACAUUUAUUCAGCAUGAGUUGUCAGACGAGAAUGCGUAGUUGGGGAGUCAAACUCAAAGGGGAAUGAUAAUGUAGUGAGGGGAUGAUCUGUUAAAAUAGAUUUGUUGUCCGUUCCGAAGACUGCGCGGUGAUGGAUGGCUGAUUUCUGUUCAACUUUCGCCUCAAACUUUUUCUUUGUUACUAAAUAAAGUAUCGCAUAGUUUAUAUUAGUUAUGUAAGUAAUGAAGAAUAAAAUAAAAUAUAAACGAAAGCGACUGAGUAUAAUAUAGUAAAGACAAUGGUCUCGUCGGAAAUGUUUAGCGCUUCAACGAACGAGUAGUUGUACCGUUCGCCUUCGCAAUCAGAAUCUACUGUAAAUAAUACUUAAUUAUGUCAAAAUGUCAGAUUAUAAUGGUGUAAUGCCACCUAUAUAAAAUGCUGUGAUAUCAGUUCUCAUUGGAUCAUUGUGCUGGCGCAUAAAAUUUAACGUUGUGAUAAAUUUAUUUGCAAACAAAAGUAUUAAACGGUGUUAGGUGUUUAUUUGAAACAGUAAGCACAAACAUAGAUUGCACCAAGACAUUUUGAUACUUUACACGCCAGUUUAUUUUACAAUAAUGAAAAAUGUGACAGUUCCUUUUGUUACUAAGUCCGUAAAUAAAAUAAUAUUUAAGUUUGGUGCAAUCGAUGCGGUAGCCCGUACUUGACAAGUGAAGUACCUAAACUUAUUUAUAGGAGGUCGUGUUCCCUGGUUUGGGAAAGUUUAAAAUAAAGAGCAAUACAAACGCCAACAUAGAUGUAAGAUAUUAUAAUGAUGACAUGCUUAUUUGUUCCGUAUCAAGCAUCGAUGCGUAGGUCGGUAGUUUUAUCAUUUGUUUGUAUGACUUGUGUUGAAUAGCGGCUGACUGUUGCGUGUUAAACCACCGUUCCACAAGCAUCGUAGUUAUGCGGUUUAAGUUUCAAAAAGUUGUUAUUGAUACGUUGCCAUAAAAUGUAAUUUUAGGCCCGACUUCGGACUUUGAAACCGAAUUUAAUAGUUGGUCGUGUUUUUGGUUGAGUUUAUAAUAAUCUCGCUAGAAUAGUGCCUUGUGAAGCAUGCUUACAUUAUAAUAAAAAAAAAACUUAUUAAAAUUUAUUGAGUAGAUCAUAUUUUUGUGUACUAUGUAAAGAGAAAAAUUGAUGAUGAUAGUUGUUAAGUGAUUCAUUCGUAAAAUAAAGCAAUAACGUUCCACUGAAUUAAUAGACACCAGUAUUAUAUUAUAAAUGAUCUGCAGAGAGUAGAUAGUGAUUGUAUUCGAGAAAAAAUAGAUUAAGAUAAUGAAGACGUACGAUUUAUAUGUCGAUGUUAACUGGCUGUACGAGCCGCGCUUAGUUUGUCCUUUGACUUGUUAUUUAUUGUUAUGCUGGCCGCUGAUUGCGUUUUGUUUGAGCGAAGGUGAAAUAAAAAGUAUGUCGAUUAGUUAGCCUGAUAAUAAAUAUUCUUGUACUCUUUCUUAUGCUGCCUUGUAUAAAUAUUUAACAUAAGUAAAUGUUCUGUGUUAUAAAAAUUAUACAACGCAGCAUCAGACAUCUUUGCAUUUUUAUUUAUCAAUUACGUUAUUCGUUUAUAAAUUAACAGUUAUUCCCAUUACUCAAAUGUUAUUGUAUAAAAAUAUUGUAAAUAAUAACAAAUGUAGAAGAAACGCUAUGAAAUAUGUUUAUUGUAAAAUAUAUUAUUAAGUUAGAAUUUAAGCAAUUGUUUUAUAAAAGAAACAAGAAAAUAAAUUAUUUUAGAUCUA